This is a messenger RNA of Cygnus atratus (black swan), 2030 nucleotides long. It is a transcript of the gene DNAJA3, whose product is annotated as DnaJ heat shock protein family (Hsp40) member A3. NCBI's taxonomy places the organism in Eukaryota, Metazoa, Chordata, Aves, Anseriformes, Anatidae. Gene Ontology annotation, biological process: negative regulation of apoptotic process; mitochondrion organization; protein folding. The record is from RefSeq and is a predicted model, not a curated record. Gene Ontology annotation, molecular function: protein kinase binding; heat shock protein binding; ATP binding. Gene Ontology annotation, cellular component: mitochondrion.
AUGGGCGCUGGGCAGGAAUCGGGAACAGCUCCUGCCCUUACCGCGGGCUCUGCGGGAACGCGGCCACCUCCGCGAGAGGAGCCCGGGCCUCAGCCCGCUGCCCGCGCCCCGCCCGGGCGGCAGGAGACCGGCCACGGCCCCGGGGUGCCCGGGAGGGGGGUCCCGAGACCCGCAGCGACGACCCCACUCCCCUCACCGUCCCCCCGCCACUGCGCACGCGCGGCACCGCGCUCCCCCCCCACCGCCGCCGUGACGCAUGCGCAGCGCCGCGCGCGGGCCAAGAUGGCGGCCGGGAGCGCCGCGCGCUGGUUGGGGGCCGCCGGUGCCGCGCGGGGCUGCGCGGCGGGGCCGGGGCCGGGCCGGGGCCGGGGCCGGGGGGCGCUGCGGCUGCCACUCGUGUGGCUGCUCCGCGGGCUCGGCCCCGCGCCGGGACCCGCCGCACGCCGCCCCUCGCUGCUGUGCGCCGGGCCGUGGGCCGCGGGGCCGAGCCGCGUCCCGGCCGCCUCCUUCCACAGCAGCGCGGCGGCCCGCGCCAAGGAGGACUACUACCAGGUGCUGGGGGUGCCGCGCUCCGCCAGCCAGAAGGAGAUCAAGAAGGCCUACUACCAGCUGGCGAAGAAAUACCAUCCCGACACAAAUAAGGAUGACCCCAAAGCUAAGGAGAAGUUCGCGCAGCUGGCAGAAGCCUACGAGGUAUUAAGCGACGAAGUGAAGCGGAAGCAGUACGACGCGUAUGGGACAGCUAGUUUUGAUCCUGGCGCAACAGGUGCCGGUGCUGGGCGCCAGUACUGGAGCAGCGGUCCAUCGAUUGAUCCGGAGGAGCUUUUUAGGAAAAUCUUCGGCGAGUUUUCGGGGUCCCCUUUUGGUGAUUUCCAGAACGUCUUCGACCAGCCGCAGGAGUACAUCAUGGAACUGACCUUCACCCAAGCUGCAAAAGGUGUUAACAAGGAGAUUGUGGUGAACAUCAAUGACUCCUGCGAGCGGUGUGGUGGGAAAGGGAACGAGCCUGGUACCAAAGCACAGCACUGCCACUACUGCAACGGCACUGGCAUGGAAACGAUAAAUACGGGCCCCUUUGUAAUGCGAUCUACGUGCCGACGGUGUGGCGGUCGUGGUUCCAUCAUCACAACCCCGUGUGUAGUGUGUCGAGGAAGGGGGCAAACCAAACAGAAGAAGACAGUGGUGGUUCCGGUGCCAGCUGGCGUUGAGGACGGGCAGACAGUUCGGAUGCCUGUGGGGAAGAAGGAAAUUUUCAUUACGUUCAGGGUUCAAAAAAGUUCCGUGUUCAGAAGAAAUGGAGCAGAUAUCCAUUCAGACCUCCUUAUUUCAGUAGCACAAGCUGUUCUGGGAGGUACAGCCAGAUGUCAAGGCUUGUACGAGACAAUCAAUAUCACGAUACCCCCUGGUAUUCAGCCAGACCAGAGAAUUCGAAUGAGUGGGAAAGGCAUUCCCAAGGUUAAUAGUUAUGGGUACGGAGACCACUACAUUCACAUAAAGAUAAAAGUUCCUCAGAGGCUGACAGAUCGCCAGAGAGCCUUAAUGAUGAGCUAUGCCGAGGACGAGACAGAUGUGGACGGCACAGUGAACGGAGUCACAAAUACAGCAUCAGGUGGCAGGGCCACGGCUAGAGCUGACGCAGGCGAGGAUAGGCCUGAGGCUGAGGAGAACAAGGAGGGAUUCCUUUCCAAACUUAAGAAAAUGUUUAGCUCCUGAUACCCCAUCCGAGGGAAACGUUCUACUGGAAACUAAGAGCCAGCAGCAGCAGAUCAUCUUAGCAGUCGGGGAUGAAUCCUUCUGGCAGCGGGCUCUGGAGAGCGAAGGAUGUCGGUCAGCAGCACAGUGAGAAUCCCAGCUGGAGGCCACAAAGCACUGAGGCACCAACCUUCAUCAUGAUAAAAUAGCAACCCAGCGUCCUAGGAAAUGGUAACAAUGGAAAAUGCCAGCUUUGUGGUAACGUGGGUGUCUCCUGAGGUUGUUCCACUGUCCAUACUGCUGCUAGAAGCUUAUUUGUUUUUGGUUUUGUUUUUUUU